Molecule: messenger RNA, 2654 nt
Organism: Paramuricea clavata
Lineage: Eukaryota; Metazoa; Cnidaria; Anthozoa; Malacalcyonacea; Plexauridae
Source: the annotation of a GenBank genome assembly
UGAUUCCAGUGAGUCUAAAUGGUUCACGUAGAGUACGUGACAAUGCGUCUAUUGAGGAUGGUGAUUCUUGCACUGAUAAUUCACUUCUUGAUGUGUAUGCUAACCGUCAAGAAUAUGACAAUUCACAAAGCAUUAUGGACAUGAACUUUGUUCAGUUUGCUACAACCUACAAAGUUGUUAACAAUAAGCUAACAAAGCUACCAGAGAAUGUUGUUCCAAGGAUAUUUCCUACUUACUCUCCCAAUCCUAAAGGCCCCAAUUUUGGGCUUUAUUGUAAGUAUCAACUCUUGAGGUACAAACCUUAUAACACAACCCAAAACAAUGCAUGGGGUGACCAAGAACCAACCGAUGAAAUUUUAAUUAACCAUUGGCUAGAAUUUUUGCAAACACCUUAUGCACAAACUCAUGUACCAGACUGGCUUGACAAACUUCAAACUGUUAUUCAGAGUCAACAAGAACCAGAAGAUGAACCUUGUGAAGAACAAGGUAAUACCCGAGAGGAAUGGAUGGUCUUAUAUCCGAUCUUCACACUCCAUUUGAGAACUUAGAACAAACACCAGAAUCAACACAUGACUGGCACCAAGAUAGAGCUCGAUAUUCUGAGCAACAAAUUCAAGAAAUGCCGACGUGGAUAAAAACAAAAAAAGAAGAUCAUAUCAUUCAUGAACGGUAUGAAGUUGUUGAUAUAAAUAGCUUCAGUGAAAUGCAAGAGCUUGCUUAUAAUAUUGUUAACACAUAUAUUAACAGUGCUUCAUCUGACGAAGAACCAUUAUGCCUCAUUGUCAUUGGUGUAGCUGGAACUGGUAAAAGCUACCUUAUUAAUGCUAUUCGUAAUCUUUUGCAAGCUAAAUGUGCAGUUACUGCUGCUACUGGCAAGGCUGCUUUUAAUAUAAGAGGUAUAACUAUUCACUCAUUGUUAUAAAACUGCCUAUUGGAUCACGAGGUAAAAAAGAUUUGACAGGGCUGAGUCUGUGCAGACUGCAAGAAAAUUUAAAUGGUGUUGAAUAUAUUAUCAUUGAUGAAUACUCCAUGCUUGGUCAAGUUACAUUUGGCUGGGUAGAUAAACGUUGCAAACAGGCAACAGGAUGUUACAACAAGGUGCUUGGAGGAAAAUCCUUGAUUUUAUUUGGUGACCCAGGCCAGUUACCACCUGUGGCAGACAAGCCCCUUUAUCAUGCUAAACCAUCAAGUGAUGUUGGUGAACAAGGGUAUCAAACAUACAGAAUGUUUGAUAAAGCUGUUAAGCUUACUGUCAAUCAGCGAGUACAAGGUAUGAAUUCUGAACAAGUCCGAUUCAGAGAUUUGUUGUUGCGACUCCGCAAAGGUGAGUCCACAGUCGAUGACUGGAAAUUACUUUUGACUCGUCAACCUUCAGCAAUCACAAAUUUGAGUGAGUUUGAAGAUGCUACCAGACUUUUCUAUAGCAAUGAGCAAGUUGCAAAUUACAACCAUGACCAACUGAGUAAACUUGCACAACCAGUUGCUCAUAUCAAUGCUCGCCAUUCAUCGGCAAUCGCAAAGAAAAUUGCUUCAGAAGAUAUGUCAGGAUUAGAACCUGUGGUGUUUUUAGCAAAAGGUGCUAAAGUGAUGUUAACUAUGAAUUUAUGGUCAAGUGUUGGUCUUUGCAAUGGCGCCACUGGGACAGUCAUUGAUUUUAUCUUCGAAAGCAACCAUCGGCCACCAGACUUACCUGUUGGUGUUAUAGUUCAAUUUGAUAACUACAGAGGUCCUUCAUUUGAUGACACACAACCAUCUUGUGUCCCAAUAUGUCCAAUCACUGUCUCAUCACAGUCAGGAAAUGGUUUCCAUGAAAGACAACAAUUGCCUCUUAGACUUGCUUGGGCUCUAACUAUUCACAAGAGUCAGGGACUCACCCCAUCAAAAGCUUGGAUAGAUAUUGGUAAGUCUGAGAGAACCGCUGGAGUCUCUUACGUUGCAAUCAGUAGAGUAAAAACACUAUCAUCUUGUGUCAUUGAACCAAUGACUUACGAAAGAUUGACAAGCUUAAAAUCUUCCGCGAAUUUGCAGUUCAGGCUUGAAGAGGAAAACAGGCUAGAUCGUUUGGCACAAAGUACACACAGUGCAUUUAGCUCGUCAAACCAUUGUGGUUGAAUAAUUUCAAGAAUUCCAAUGGCGGAACUUAGUUAAGUAUGUAUGUACUGUUAUGUACGUGUAUCACUCAAUGAAAUGUAUUACACAUUUCUUAUUGUAAUAUUAUAUAAGUUAAAGAUAAUGAUAUUAUAAUUAAAUUUGUUUUAUCUCCGUACAUGUAUGAAAUUUGAUGAUUGGCAAGGUGAAGAUUGGUAAGUAUAUUUUUCUGCAAUAAAAUUAUUAGCCUCAUUCAAAGUCCCACUACACUUAUAGGCAUAGGUUUAUGUCAUUCUUUUGGUUGCUAACAAAUCAUUUUUUUUCUUUUUAUAGGUUUUUACGAGGUCCUUAAUACUCUGAAGGGAGACUGUACAUGGAUGUUUGGCACAAAGUCUAGUAUUUGUAACAAACUGUUCGUUCCAAAAGAAAUGGAUUAUUACUUUAAAGAAAUGGAUUUUUAUUUUGCUAUAUUUGCUAUUAACUCGAAGAAUAUUGAUACACCAACUCCAGCACUGAAAUCUUUGGGACUACAACUAUGCUAUUAUUACCUACUACAACAAAUUUAG